Molecule: messenger RNA, 1670 nt
Organism: Bombus impatiens (common eastern bumble bee)
Lineage: Eukaryota; Metazoa; Arthropoda; Insecta; Hymenoptera; Apidae
Gene: heix
Product: ubiA prenyltransferase domain-containing protein 1 homolog
Exons: 2
Coding region: 441-1439 (332 amino acids)
Biological process (GO): vitamin K biosynthetic process; menaquinone biosynthetic process
Cellular component (GO): endoplasmic reticulum; Golgi membrane
Molecular function (GO): prenyltransferase activity
Source: RefSeq, a predicted model, not a curated record
UAGGGAACUGUUUGCUUAUAAAAGUUAACAAGUUUGGAAGAAAGUAAUUAGACGCGUAUAAUUUGUAAAUUCCAUAGUUGUUAUAAUAUUUAAAGAAUAAAGUAUGAGCUGAAUGUAUUCAAAUGUUUUUUGGUAAAAAGAAAUUCUCCAACUAUGUUGUUGACUUUAAGGUGAAAGGAAUAUUUCAGAGAGCGCCACAUGUAAAUUGAUGAAAACACGUCAUCGUUACAUUUAACAGUACACAAGUAGAGGAAUGAAAUUUUUCCUCAUACGCGAAUUUUAAAUGUCAACAUUUGUGUGAAAAUUAUUACUUUCGCGUAAUUAGGCAUUUUUCAUGAUAAAAAAAAUGUACUUAAAAAACGUAACAAUUGUUAAAGCAUUAUGGAGAUCAUUCUAACCUAAUUUACUUUCCUUGAAUGAAUAAUAUCGUAAUAUAAAGUAUGAUGUCCAAUGGAAUUUGGAUCUCUACUGAAGAAGUUGGAGGAAAGUCAAUGUCAAAGAAUGCAAAUUGUUCACCCAUAACAUCUUCAACAUUGAAUUCUCCACUUAUGAAGUUGUCUUCAUAUUUCUUAGCUGUUCGACCAUGGUCAUUAAGUGCUUCAUUAAUGCCAACACUUCUUGGAUCUGCAUUAGCAUAUCGAUUAACAAGUACAGCAAGUUUUAGCUGGAUAUCUUUGAUUCUAACAGUAUAUACAGUUUUUUGCGUACAUGGGGCUGGUAAUGUAGUAAACACUUAUUUCGAUUACAUAAAAGGAGUUGAUAGCCGGAAAAGUGAUGACAGAAUAUUGGUAGAUCAACUUUUAUCAAAGGAUGAAUUAGUUUCACUAGGUGCAAUAUUAUAUACAGCAGGGUGUUUGGGUUUUGUUUUAUUAACAACUAUAUCUCCUGCAAGAAUGGAACAUCUUGCACUUGUGUAUUUUGGAGGUUUAUCCUCUUCAUUUCUUUAUACAGGAGGAAUAGGAUUUAAAUACAUUGCAUUAGGUGAUGUCCUUAUCUUAGUUAUAUUUGGUCCAAUUUCAGUUUUGUUUGCAUUCAUGGCUCAAACUGGUUAUAUCGAACUAGGUACAAUAUACUAUGCUAUACCUCUUGCAUUAAAUACAGAGGCUAUUCUACACAGUAACAAUACCCGAGACUUAGAAAGUGAUAAAAAGGCAGGCAUAGUGACAUUAGCUAUUUUAAUAGGUCAUACCAUAUCUCAUGUUUUGUAUGCUUUUUUAUUAUUCACUCCAUAUGUAACUCUGGUAGUGCUUGCAUUAAGGUAUUCUAUAUGGUUUUUAUUACCAGUAACUACUUUACCAACUGCCUUCAAAAUAGAAAAACAAUUCAGAAACCCUCAUAUGAUUCAGAGUGUACCCAAGCAAACAGCUAAAUUAAAUAUGUUUUUGGGCAUUUUAUAUGUCAUUGCUUGCUUACUUGUGAAUCCCCUUCCCUAUCUGUAACAUACAUAUGAUUUGGUAUCAUUAUCCAGAAAAGAACUUAAAUGUGCAAAUAAUUGUAUGAGCAGCUCUUAGUGUAAUCUUACAUAAGUUACAAAUAUUGCUUUCACCACUUUACAUUGUUAUUAAUUCUUAAUUACAUAGUCAAGUGAUGCAUUAUGAAAUGCAUUUUUUAGUAUAUCGUAUUAAUAAUAUUUGUAAUACAAUAAAAAUUUGGAGAUAAUUUUCUAACAA